Molecule: messenger RNA, 4322 nt
Organism: Carassius gibelio (silver crucian carp)
Lineage: Eukaryota; Metazoa; Chordata; Actinopteri; Cypriniformes; Cyprinidae
Product: serine/threonine-protein kinase N2-like
Exons: 22
Coding region: 392-3313 (973 amino acids)
Biological process (GO): protein phosphorylation; signal transduction
Molecular function (GO): ATP binding; protein serine/threonine kinase activity; small GTPase binding
Source: RefSeq, a predicted model, not a curated record
AUCACAUGACUGGAAGUGUAGGAUCUGACUCCAGCUGGGAGAGAGAGAGAGAGAGAGAGAGCAGAGGAACGGAGCAAUACACGCGUUCAAAACACUCGCGUUUCCACGUCCCUCUACCCUGAAAACUAUUGCACUGGUUUCUCGAAACUUUGAAAGCUUUUUAUACAAUUGCUGUUUAUAUAUCAAACAAGGAUAUUUGGGCAGCGUCAUGGGAAUUGGGAAGUUUACCGGCUGCGCUGUGGAAUAGCCCAAGUCGUGGAUCCGAUGUGUCUUCUUCAGAAUCAGGAAGAAAUACGAGCUUACUUGGAGAGAAGUGAAGAGGUUUAACUUCUUACUGACUUUUCCCCCGUUUUGCUCUCUUGAGUUUGAUUCAAAGUUAUUAAGAGGCAAGAUGGCGGCCGAUCCCGUGCAGGGUGAUACUCGGGGUCAGAUGGUCUCAGAACGUCUUGGUCUUGGCCAAAAUCUGGACCUCUCGGAUACCAUGGUCCAACAAAAGCUGGAUGAGAUCAAGGACCAGAUAAAACGAGAGAUCCGCAAAGAGCUCAAGAUCAAAGAAGGAGCUGAGAACUUGAGGAAGGUGACCACAGAUAAGAAGAGUCUGGCUUAUGUGGACAACAUGCUUAAAAAGUCCAACAAGAAGGUGGAAGAACUGCACCAGGACCUUCAGGAACUGAAUGCACACAUAGUGGUGAAGGACCCAGAGGAGGUUGCAGAGUACCCACUAACCCCAGACACCCCCAAGAGCGAAGCUCGGACGUCCACCAACAGUGGCAGACUGGCUGCUCUGAAGAAACAAGCCGACAUCGAGCUUAAAGUGAAACAGGGAGCGGAAAAUAUGAUUCAGAUGUAUUCCAACGGCUCUUCCAAGGACCGCAAACUGCUCGCAGCAGCUCAACAGAUGCUUCAAGACAGCAAGACAAAGAUAGAGUUCAUUCGAAUGCAGAUUCUCAAAGCCAGCCAGACCAGCGAGAUGAACUAUGAGGACAAUGACAUGACUUCAAGUAAGCCUAUAAUCAGUCCUCUGGACCUGAGGAUAGAAGAGCUCCGACAUCACUUCCGGAUAGAGUCUGCUGUGGCAGAAGGUGCUAAGAAUGUGAUGAAACUGCUGGGAACAGGGAAGGUGACGGAGAAGAAAGCUCAUUCAGAGGCUCAAGCCCGCUUGAACGAGUCCAGUCAGAAGCUAGACCUGCUGAAGUUCUCUCUGGAGCAGAGACUCAGUGAGCUGCCCAAAAGUCACGCGAAGAGCAACCUGAUUAUGGAGGAGUUAGCAAUGGUGUCUUCCCCAACUCUCAGUCCCCGCCAAAGCAUCAUGUCCAACAGCAACAAGUACAGCACUGUGGCCAAACCCGCUGCUCUGACCGGCACAUUAGACGUGAGGCUCAUGGGCUGUCAGGACCUCCUGGAGAACGUCCCAGGUCGCUCUAAAACAGCAUCUGUUCCUCUGCCCGGCUGGAGCCCCGGUGAGGCACGGUCCUCAUUUAUGACCCGAGGCAACAAGAUCAAGUCUGGCAGCAGCCGAACCCUCUCCAAGUCAGAUGAUCUAUCCAAUGAAAUCAGUGCCGUUCUGAAGCUGGACAACACAGUUGUGGGACAGACCCAUUGGAAGCCAGUUAGCAACCAGUCUUGGGACCAGAAGUUCACGCUGGAACUUGACAGGUCUCGUGAGCUGGAGAUAGCUGUGUACUGGAGAGACUGGCGCUCGCUGUGUGCUGUUAAGUUUUUGCGGCUGGAGGACUUCCUGGACAACCAGCGUCAUGGCAUGUGCCUUUACCUGGAACCUCAAGGAACACUGUUUGCUGAGGUUACAUUUUUUAACCCAGUUAUUGAGAGGCGACCUAAACUACAAAGGCAAAAGAAAAUCUUCUCCAAACAGCAAGGAAAAACAUUCUUGCGUGCCCCUCAGAUGAACAUCAACAUCGCCACCUGGGGCAGGUUGAUGAGAAGAGCCAUUCCGUCAGUCAAUUCCUCAUUCAGUCCUCAGGCGGCUGAUCUGGGCUCAGCAUUGAGCCCUGAAACAGUACCCAUCGGCCACCCAGACGCCCACUUCCUACCCAGUGACCCCACUGUGACUAAAUUAGAUUUUGACAAACCAGCAACCCCUCACUCAAAACGGCACUCCAUCGAAGUGGAACCUUCAUCACCAGAUAAGACCGCAGAUGGAAAAGAGGUGCAGGAUGCCCUAGCGACCUUUGACUUCCUGAACAACACAGUAGCUAAACCAGAUUAUAACAGUCUGGUUGAAAAUGAGCAGCAUGACCUGGAACUGACCGAAGUUCAACGAAAAACUGAAAGGGAAGAAGAGGAAGUUCAAUUCAGUGUGACAGACUUCAAAUGUGUAGCUGUUCUGGGGCGUGGCCACUUUGGAAAGGUUUUACUUGCGGAGUACAAGACCACUGGAGAAAUGUUUGCUAUUAAAGCUUUGAAGAAAGGUGACAUUGUUGCAAGGGAUGAAGUAGACAGCCUCAUGUGUGAGAAGAGGAUCUUUGAGACGGUGAACAGUGUUCGGCAUCCGUUCCUGGUGAACCUCUUCGCUUGUUUCCAAACCAAGGAGCAUGUGUGUUUUGUCAUGGAAUACGCAGCAGGAGGAGACCUGAUGAUGCACAUUCAUGCAGACGUGUUCUCUGAGCGGCGCUCCAUUUUCUAUGCUGCUUGUGUAGUCUCGGGGCUGCAAUUUCUGCAUGACCAUAAAAUAGUAUACAGGGAUUUGAAGCUAGAUAACCUUUUGCUGGAUACUGAGGGAUAUGUCAAGAUUGCAGAUUUUGGUCUCUGCAAAGAAGGAAUGGGCUUCAGAGAUCGCACUAGUACAUUCUGUGGAACUCCUGAGUUCUUAGCUCCAGAAGUUUUAACCGAGACUUCGUACACAAGAGCGGUGGACUGGUGGGGUCUGGGAGUUCUCAUCUUUGAGAUGUUGGUUGGAGAGUCCCCGUUCCCUGGUGAUGAUGAAGAGGAGGUGUUUGACAGUAUUGUUAACGAUGAAGUUCGCUAUCCAAAGUUCCUCUCCACAGAAGCCAUUUCCAUAAUGAGAAGGUUAUUAAGGAGAAAUCCAGAGCGGCGUCUCGGCGCUGGGGAACGAGAUGCAGAGGAAGUAAAGAGUCAUCCGUUUUUCAGAGAUAUGGAUUGGGCUGCACUGCUGGCAAAGAAGAUCCCGCCUCCAUUUUUGCCAACUAUCAAAGGCCGUGAAGAUGUUAGUAACUUUGACGAUGAAUUCACCUCAGAGGCACCUAUAUUGACUCCGCCUCGUGAGCCGAGGGUUCUGACAGUCAGCGAGCAGGAGAUGUUUGUAGACUUUGACUACAUUGCUGACUGGUGUUAACGCAGAUCCUCAAUAACCCUGUUCAAACAUGCUCAACACUGAACCAACCGAACAACUCCCUCUCUGUAGGACAUAUUGGAAAAGAAACUGCUUUCCGUCUAUGCUCUUAUUGUGCCAUUUAAGGGAUUGGCAAUAACCUGUUUUAAGAAACAAUAAUUUUUGGGGAUUUUCUACACAACUGAAGAACUGAACCUGACUAAGACAUAAAAUUACAAAUUCUUCACUCCGUAAAAGGAGCAUCUUACAAGACGAGUAAGCUCAAGAAGAGUUCCCUUCAAUGCCUUAAAUUCUUUACAUGGCUUCCAAACAAACUAUCAGAUACAGAAAACCUUCCAAAGCAUUCCUGCCAAAUGUUGUUAAAAAAGACCUUAACCAAGAGCACAGAUAAAUAAACUUGAAUUUUAUCAAGGAAAAAUGAGAGAAAGUUGCGAUUUAAUCGAUCUUUUGAGAAUUUCACUUUUAUAAAAGUAUCAUUCCUCUCUAAUCAUCAAAAGAAAUGUAAUUUAUAGUUUUGUACUGUAUUUUUAGAAUUGUAGCCAUUUGAAUCUACUGUUGUACACAUAAAUAUCAAUUGUAAGAUUAUCAUUUUGGAGAGGGGCAGCUCAAAAGUUGAGAACAAUUCUGAACUUUUCAAAUGGAAUGUAAAAAUGUAUAUUCAUCUAAACAAAAACAAAAAAUAUAUAUAUUUUUGGCAUGUGGUUAUGCCAAAGCUGGCUGUAUGUUUUAUUAGUUUACAUUUUCUAAGGAUAUUUGUAGUCUGUUCCAGAUCUUUGUAAUUUUGCAACGAUUUCUCACAAUUUAGCCAUUUUGUGGUUGUAUGUCAACAUUAAACCACCUUUAAUAGAAAUGGUUUCAUAUAUGUCUGUGAUGACCAUUCCUAUUUGUUCAACACAUUUGAUCCUACAGUGAACUCAUCCCUCUCUGAGGAAACUUAUGAUGGACUCCUGCCAACAAUUCCAUUCAAAUGUAUCAUGAAACCUUCCUCAAAUACAUUCUGUACACCAACUGA